CCCGCCCGCCUCGCCUUCCGGAGCCAUCGAUCAGCGGAGUCGCAGCUCACUUCCCGCGUGGCGGUGACGUGGGCGGCGGGAGGCGGGGCUCGCGGCGACAGCGGCUCAAGAUGGCGGCCACCACGGGCUCGGGAGUAAAAGUUCCUCGUAAUUUUCGACUGUUGGAAGAACUCGAAGAAGGCCAGAAAGGAGUAGGCGAUGGGACUGUUAGCUGGGGUCUCGAAGACGAUGAAGAUAUGACACUUACCAGAUGGACAGGCAUGAUCAUUGGGCCUCCAAGAACAAUUUAUGAAAACAGAAUAUACAGCCUUAAAAUAGAAUGUGGGCCUAAAUAUCCAGAAGCACCUCCAUUUGUAAGAUUUGUAACAAAAAUUAAUAUGAAUGGAGUAAAUAGUUCUAAUGGAGUGGUGGAUCCCAGAGCCAUAUCAGUCCUAGCAAAAUGGCAGAAUUCUUAUAGUAUCAAAGUGGUUCUGCAGGAGCUGCGACGUCUAAUGAUGUCUAAAGAAAAUAUGAAACUUCCUCAACCACCCGAAGGACAAUGUUACAGUAAUUAAUUGAAGCAAACAGGGAAAAAAAAGAAAAGAAAGAAUCAUGCCCCUUCAUUCAAUUAAAGCUCUCUUCAUUUUCCACAGUAGUAAAAUUUUCUAGGUGCAUCUUGUAGACUGCAAGUACUGGAAAGAAAGUCCCCAUUACAAAGGAAAGCCUCUCUUGACAUACUGUAAAUGAUACUAAUUAUUUUUUUUUUCAUUUUGAAAAUAAGUUGUGCUAUAACAAAUAAUCCUGUCAUGUGUUAACCACUGUCCACUUAGUUGAACUUCUGGUAUCAAGAGAAAGUCUAUUUAAACCGAUUACCGCCAAAAGACCGGUGUGGCACAUUGAACUCAACUGUGAAAAAGUAUACGUCACACAAUCAUAUUGCUGUGCGCUUGGCCUGGGUCUGUUUCUCCUCUCUCUCUCCCCCCGGCCCCUCACCCUCGAUCUUUCUCUGUCUCUCUUGUUUGCAACAGAGCGGGUGCUCAGGGCUAUUUAUUAGAGUAGGCACGAAGGGUGCAAUUGACAAGAAAGCUCUGCUGCUCUAGCUCCCCCUGGAGACAAGAAUGGGGGCUGCGGCAUUUGGGCGGCCUUCCAUUCAUUCUGAUGGAGCUCGGGCGGGAGAGCUUCUCGAGAGGAUUGGGCCCGAAAGCUUCAGUUCCCAGUUCGGCACUGGGCCGUACAGACUACUAAGAGGACGCUGCGGCAUCCUCAGUCAACCCUUCUUUUGUGCAGGCUCUAGUAAAGGCUGAAUGUAUCUAGGGCUGGGGGGUUCUUUUGUCUUUUUUUUACCAUGCGCUUGGUUAAUUUUGAGGGAAAGCUCUUCUUACUGUAACUUUUGCGCAAAAGCAUAGAUUGUAUUUAUACACCGCCCCUUUCUCAAUAUCAGCACAGGCCUUGUGGGAUGAGAGUCCUUGUCUGGGGAGGAGGCAGCUUUACCUAUUUCCUCUUUCCCCUUCUGUCUUAGCUGGGGUGCUGCUUUCUUUUUGCCCCUUCUGCGAUGCUUUUCUUAACACCCUUGGCCAAAAAAGAGGGACAAGUGACUGGCAAAACUGCCUGUUUGUUUAAGGGUUGUUGUUGUUUUUUUCAACUGUGGGCUUCGCCUUCACCAACCUGGGAAAGCAACAGUGUCCGGUUUUAUUUCUUUUGCUCGCAAGCAUCCUUCCCUUCCCGCCCUUUGGCGCUGCUUCCACGCCACCAAGCUGGCCCCGGCUGACAUGACUAGAUAGGCUUUUGAUACGGUGAAAAGAGCAGUCAUUCACCAGGAUCACUUCAGCUUGCUAAGAGUGGCCAAAUGUGAAAUGAUUUUUUUUCCCCCAAAAAAAAUCCCCAGGUAGAAAUUUGCAAGCAAACCCUCCCCGUUCUCUCCACUCCCAGCCGAAGACCAGACAUCACCAUCAAAAGCCUCGUUAACAGCUUGCUUCUCUCUGUGCGUGUGUAAAAUGUUUGGCUCCAUAACAGACAAGUCGACAGUGUGGAGAGAGAGAGAGAGUAUUGUCGCCACGCUCUGGAGUGAUGAAAAUGCCUUCAUAAAGAGCAAGAUGGCAAAUCUCCGCAUCAAAGGAUCGGGGACCGCAGCUGGCAAACGCUUCCUGGCAAGUCACUUCCUUUUCGGACCUUCUUGUUUUGGACCACUGACCGCUGAAACAGUGGAUGCGAGCAUAAAAACGCAAACAAUCUAGUGUGUCCUCUUUAAGCUUAAUGGGGGGAAAAAUUCAGUGUUUGUGUAAAAAAAAAAAAGAGUCACAUUUAAAAGUAGCAACUAUCCAGUCAAUAAAUAAUUGAUGUUUCCAUUAACUCUUUUGAAGAAAAUAUUAGUUGUAUGGAUUUAACAUCCUUUGUAAUUAAAAAAAAAUUAACAUAACAGUAUUCCAUAAGCAGCCUUUUUAUUGUAUCAGACCCAUUGCCUGAUUUUAAUAUAAUAAAAAGUGUGCAUUAAUAUUACUGUGCUCUAACUGCA
This is a messenger RNA of Sphaerodactylus townsendi, 2491 nucleotides long. It is a transcript of the gene UBE2V1, whose product is annotated as ubiquitin conjugating enzyme E2 V1. Bases 111 to 554 code for a protein of 147 amino acids. Gene Ontology annotation, biological process: DNA damage tolerance; protein K63-linked ubiquitination. The record is from RefSeq and is a predicted model, not a curated record. Gene Ontology annotation, cellular component: nucleus. NCBI's taxonomy places the organism in Eukaryota, Metazoa, Chordata, Lepidosauria, Squamata, Sphaerodactylidae. The transcript has 4 exons.